AUGGAACCUCCAAGAAAAAGGCUGAAAUUUCAAGAAAAAGAGGAAAAAUCAAUAUUCGAUAUACUUCCCGAAGAAAUUCGACAAAUUAUAAUUGGAUUUAUGGAUUUUUGGACAAUUUUAAAUUUUGCGAAAUGCUCAACAAAAUGUCGAGAAGAAGCGAAAAUGUUUGGAAAUUCGAUAAAAUCGCUGGAAAUUUGUGAAGUUUCGAAUAGAAAUGAGGCGGCAAAAUUGAGUUUUGUGCUGAAAAAUAAUUGGAAAAUGUCGAUUUCAUUUCAAUGGCAAGAAAAUACGAAAGCUUAUGGACAUUUUCAUGUUUUUGAAGCUGAAUAUCGGAAAUCAUGGACAAAAAUUGGUGAAAAUGGAGAGAAUCCGAAAAUAAUGGCUGCCAAAUAUUUGAAUUUGAUUUUGAAAAUGGCGACGAAUUCGGUUAUUGAGAUUUCGUGUAGAGAUGUGAGUUUUUGCGGGGGAAAUCAUUUUUAUCUGAAAUUUUGCGCUGAAAAUCAUGGAAUUCAAGAUUUUCUUGGAUUUUCAGAGAUUCCAUCAUUUUCAGCACAAAAUUUCGAUUUAGAAAAAAUUUUGAAAAUCCAAUUUUUGAUGAAAAAAAAACGGGGACUAGUUUUUUUUUUGGUUGCAAAUUCUAGUCCCUCGCCUGAAAAAUUAAAUUUUCUAGACUGAAAUUUUGCGCUCAAAAUCAUGGAAUUCAAGAUUUUCCUAGAUUUUCAGAGAUUCCAUCAUUUUCAGCACAAAAUUUCGAUCUAGAAAAAAUUUUGAAAAUCCAAUUUUUGAGGGAAAAAACGGGGGACUAGUUUUUGCAAGAUGCAAAUUCUAGUCCCUUUGUUUUGAUACUGAAAUUUUGCGCUGAAAAUCAUGGAAUUCACGAUUUUCCUAGAUUUUCAGAGAUUCUAUAGUUUUCAGCACAAAAUUUCGAUCUAGAAAAAAUUUUGAAAAUCAAAUUUUUGAUGAAAAGACGGGGGACUAGUUUUUUUUUUCAAAAUGCAAAUUCUAGUCCCUCGCCUGAAAAAUUAAAUUUUCUAGGCUCAAAUUUCGCGCUGAAAACCAUUAAAAUACUCAUUUUUUUCAGGAAAACUUCCUCUAUGACAAAGUCAACUUCAAAAAUCUCAAAAAAAUUGGAAAAAUCGAAAUAUUAUUCAAAAACGAGUUCAAUUUCAUCACAAAACAACAAUUAUUCAAAAUAAAAAAUGGAAUUGAUAUUGAUGGAAUAAAAUUGGGACUCGAUGAAAUAAUUCAAGUCAAAUCGAAAAUUUUGAAUUUGCCAGCAACAAAAUUGAAAAUUGAGGAAGUUAAUCAAUUUUUGAAAUAUUGGAAAAAUGGAAAAUUGACGAAAAAUAUGAGAUUAUGGAGUUUUGGAAUUGCUGAAGAAUUUGGAAAAUUGGAUCAUGAAAAAUUGCUGGAAGGCUUGGAAAUUGAAAGAUUUGAGAAUGAUAAUCAGAUGUUAAUUGGUGUUUUAAAUGAAUCGAUUGAUUCGAAAUUAAAAAUAUUUAUUUAUUAUGCCCAUUUAUCGAUUGAUAUUUUUAUUCCUUUGCCUAAAACCCCAGCAUUUUUUGAAUAA
This is a messenger RNA of Caenorhabditis angaria, 1570 nucleotides long. Lineage: Eukaryota; Metazoa; Nematoda; Chromadorea; Rhabditida; Rhabditidae. The record is from the annotation of a GenBank genome assembly.